Messenger RNA from Arvicanthis niloticus (Nile rat), 1357 nucleotides. It is a transcript of the gene Clybl, whose product is annotated as citramalyl-CoA lyase. Gene Ontology annotation, biological process: regulation of cobalamin catabolic process. The record is from RefSeq and is a predicted model, not a curated record. Lineage: Eukaryota; Metazoa; Chordata; Mammalia; Rodentia; Muridae. Gene Ontology annotation, molecular function: (S)-citramalyl-CoA lyase activity.
CGUCGGGAAGAUGGCGCUGUGUGUGCUGCGGAACGCGGUUCGCGGAGUGUCGGCGCUGUCCAGGCUGAAGGCAUCCCUCGUGGCCAGUGUCUGCAAACCUGGGUACAGCUCCUUGUCCAAUCACAAGUAUGUCCCUCGGAGGGCAGUGCUCUAUGUGCCUGGGAACGACGAAAAGAAAAUAAGGAAGAUACCAUCCUUGAAAGUAGAUUGUGCUGUGCUGGACUGUGAGGAUGGUGUUGCGGAAAACAAAAAGAAUGAAGCUCGAUUAAGAAUAGCAAAAACUCUUGAAGACUUUGACUUGGGCACAACAGAAAAGUGCGUGAGAAUCAACUCGGUGUCUAGUGGUCUGGCUGAAGCCGACCUGGAGACACUUCUACAGGCCAGAGUUCUUCCGUCUAGUCUGAUGCUACCAAAGGUAGAAAGUCCUGAAGAAAUCCAGUGGUUUUCAGACAAAUUUUCACUCCACUUAAAAGGCCGAAAACUUGAACAACCAAUGAAUUUAAUCCCCUUUGUGGAGACUGCAAUGGGUUUGCUCAAUUUUAAGGCAGUGUGUGAAGAAACACUAAAGAUCGGUCCUCAAGUGGGUCUUUGCCUAGAUGCAGUCGUUUUUGGAGGAGAAGAUUUUCGAGCCAGCAUAGGAGCAACAAGCAACAAAGAUACCCAAGACAUCCUCUAUGCCCGGCAGAAGAUUGUCGUUACAGCAAAGGCCUUUGGCCUACAAGCCAUAGAUCUUGUGUACAUUGACUUCCGGGAUGAAGAUGGACUUCUCAGACAGUCAAGAGAAGCAGCUGCCAUGGGCUUUACUGGUAAACAGGUGAUCCACCCUAACCAGAUUGCUGUGGUACAGGAACAGUUUACUCCAACCCCAGAAAAAAUUCAGUGGGCUGAAGAGCUGAUUGCUGCCUUUAAAGAACACCAGCAGCUGGGAAAGAGGUGUUCUCUCACUGAGCCUGGAGCUUGCCAUUUUGCUAGACCUGCAGACCCCAGGUCCUCCCAGUUCCAUCUUCCCAGUACUGAAGAUGCAGACAUGUACCACUGCCUACAGCACCCAGCUUUUACAUGCAUUCAAGGGAGCCUUUACUUUCCGAGGAAGUAUGAUCGACAUGCCAUUACUGAAGCAGGCCCAGAACAUUGUUACGCUUGCCACAGCCAUCAAGGAAAAAUGAUCUGUUAAAUGAAGCCCUCCUCAGGCGGGCUGAAUGGAUACUGUGGGUUUCUUAAAGACAAACUGCACUACCCAGGGCAGCUCGCUAGCUCAGGAUCAGGACCUCAUUUCAUGUUAGUCAAAACGCCCCGCUCCCCUUGUAUCUUACUGACCUGUUAUUCUAAAAAUAAACUUUCUUCCUUCAGAAUCUAA